CAUUAUUUCGGGUUCGUGGUCUUCAGAAAGGGAUUUUUCGUGUUGCCAUGGUGUAUUAUGUAUUUCGGUUUAAUAGCUUGAUUAUAAAACAUAAUAAACAUACAUGGUUACUGAGUUGCUGAGUCUAUCAGUUUCAUCAAACAUUUCUUUUACCUGUAUGAUUGUAUGCAAAAUUCCUACUGUGAUCACAGAAACUUUGAUAGUGUAAACCGGGCUUAAAUGACCAUAUUUCUACCAUAGAAAUACUUUCGUGCAGAUGCGUGUACGCGUAUGUACCUAUUUUUAACAUGGCCAUUUCGCCAGUUAUACCAUAAUGCAUCGCGACUCAAUAUGGCGUCGCUGCUGCUGAAAACGGCCAUUAACAUUCUCCAGAGGCGCGCACGUCCGAAGACUGGACCCCAAUCUACUUCUGAACGAUGUGAUUUUUCGCAGGUGGAUUUUUUCUAAACAUGAAGAAUGAAAGAAACUCGAUUUGAAAGUUGUUCAAAAAUUGUCCGAGACUUUCUCUACUGGCGUGGAGAUUCAAGUCAGAUCAUAUUCUAUUGCUUGCUGUGUUUUGUUGUGUGUUGGCUUAUAACGAAACUCUGCAGACGUCGUUUCAAAAAGGGUUUGCAGGUCGGGGAUCCUCACCGGGGCCACAGAUGGAAUCAUACAGAUUUCCUAGAUAAACCUACUUACUGUAAUUGGUGUAAAGUUUCGGUCGUGAGAGGGAGUUUCUGCGAUACAUGUGGGCUGUCUGUGCAUGAUCAAUGCUUAGACGCUGCAAACAAGAAACAUGCUUGCAAAGUCGUUGUGUUAUCCAAGCGAACUAUCAUGAAACAUCAUUGGGUGCGAGGAAACUUAGCCCUGACCAGCGUGUGUGACGUCUGCGGCACACAUUGUGGUACCGAACCGCGGCUCUGUGACUUGCGCUGUGUCUGGUGCCAGCGAACUGUUCACGAGAAUUGCAUCCAAAUGAUAUCUCGCGAUUGUGAUUUUGGAAAAUUUCAAACCAUGAUAGUGCCGCCAUAUUGUAUAACAGUGAAAUACGAGAGGUGGAAAGGCGCGUACAGGCGUUACAUGGUACGGGAAGUCGAUCCACCGAAAUUUGAAAACUGGUCACCAUUGUUGGUUCUAGCAAAUAGAAAGAGUGGUGAAAAUGAAGGAGAGCGGUUGCUCAGAGCUUUUCGGGAAUUGCUUAAUCCAAUCCAGGUAAUCUAAUCUUGGUAAUCUAAUUUGGUAAUUUAAUUCAGACAUGUAAAAAUCUCACAAAUUGUCAAAAAGAUUGUUUGCAACAGGCAGAGGCGCCGGAAUAUCGAUAAUUGAGGGGGGGGGCAUAUUCGUGUUCUGCCCAGUUAAUUUCUUUUGAAAUCGAUUGUUUUUACAGUCUGUGAACACGAAUAUAUGAAUGUCUGCCCCCGCUAUUAUCGAUAUUCCGGCGCCUCUGGCAACAGGCUUGUAGCAAGCUUGUCAACAAGCUGUUGUUUUGUCAAGUUGCUACAAGGUUGUCACUCACAACUUGUUGACGAAUUGUUGAAUUGCAGGACGAUAACAAGUUGUUGGAACAAUGUGUAACAAAUCUAUUGAGCUCAACAACCUUGUAGCAAGUUGUCAAAAAGCUGUUGACAGUUUGCACCACUUUAAGAGUACAACACAGAACACUGCCAGAUGGUUUCAUCCACUGACAUGCAGCAAUAUUCUACCCUGAUGUAACCAAUAUUCCACAUGUUUGUCAGGUAGUGGAUAUUAUGGAUGUGUCCCCAGAAUCAGCUUUGGAAUUUUGUCAACUCUUGCCACACCACCGGUGUCGUAUUUUGAUCUGUGGUGGAGACGGCACGGUGGGCUGGGUUUUGGGUGCUUUGGAUUCUGCAAAUAUCAAAGUAAGCUGACAUAUUAUGACCAUAAUGUUUGUACAAAUGGCUUAUAACAUUAGGAUUAUAUUUUAAGCUUGUUUUCAAAGGGGAAUUUGUUGGUGUGAAAUGUCUUUGUCUGCAUCACUUUUGCUGAUGUGAUCAGCAAUGCUGACAAAGGAAAAACUUAUCAGCAAAUUCAUCUAGGAAAUGACUUUAUUUAAAUUAUGGCUGCAAUAUUAUGGAAGUUGACCUGACACUUGCAAGUCUAUACAUGAAUGGAUCAGCAUGAUCUGGUAAGGGGGGGGGGGGGUGCUCUGGUGCAGACUGCCGAGUUGUGUCAGUCACACGUGCCGCCCGCCCAUCAACUACUGUAUUGUAAUUGUUGUUCACAGUUCACUUAUCAUCAUGUUAUUAUUUACUAUUACUCAGAUUAGUAUUACUCAGAUUAUUGUAUCUUAUUUUGUCUUUUUUGCUUUAUCAUAAAAAAUAGCUCCCCCUGCACCCCCUCUGGCCAGGGCGAGGGGGAUGUGCACCCCCUCCCCCCCAGUAAAUCCACCCCUGAGUCUAUAUGUCUUUUUAUGACCGAUGAAGUGACUAUAAUUUCUGUUGAUUAUUUACUCGUUAGAUUCCACCUUAUGUAGCUGUUCUUCCCCUUGGCACCGGCAAUGAUCUUGCUCGGGUGUUGGGUUGGGGUAGUGGAUAUACAGGUGUGGAAACUAUGGAUGAAAUUUUAGAUAAAAUUGAACAUGCAACACCAUCUGCUCUUGACAGGUAAAUAUGGUGAUG
Messenger RNA from Paramuricea clavata, 2618 nucleotides. The record is from the annotation of a GenBank genome assembly. Lineage: Eukaryota; Metazoa; Cnidaria; Anthozoa; Malacalcyonacea; Plexauridae.